AUGACUGGACAAGUGAGGGUUUACAUAAUAGUUAACAACACUUUUAAGUUGUUAGAAACUGAUGAGGAAGUGAUGGAAUUUUGUGAAGCAUCAUUGGGUAUGAGGCAAGUUGUUUUUCAUGUUCAAGAAAAAUAUGGGGAGAAUCAUAAUGUUCCCUUGGUUAACAGUAGUCACGGUAGUGGUGAAGAUGAUUAUGAUGAGAUAUGUGAUUCUGAUUAUAGCAUGGGUGAAGAUUCUGAUAAUGAUGACACAUUGUAUGGUACAUAUGUGUCAAAGGAUGUACAUGACAUUAUAAUACCAGAUUCACAAGGUGAGGAGAGUGAAGAAGAUGAUGAUGUUGUGCAUGUAGAUAUGUAUGACUUUGAUGAACACAAAGAUUCUGAUGGUGAACAAAAAGAUGUUAAAAGCUUUCCUGUAUUCAAUCCAGAAGUUACCUUUGAACCAGAAUUUGAACUUGGGAUGUUGUUUAGUUCAAAGGAUGAAUUUAGGGAUGCAGUCCAAUCUUAUGCCAUUAGAAGUAGGAGAACUAUCAAGUGUACAAAAACUGCUCCAACUAGGUGUUAUGUAAAAUGUGAUAAUGUUGAUUGUAAGUGGAGAAUAAGUUUGCUAAAGCAAGAAGACGAGGAGAGUUGGCAGAUUAGGAGAUUCCACAGAACUCAUGACUGUGAUGAUUCAUUUCAUGUUAGAAAUAUGAAAUCUAAGUGGUUAUGUAAGAAAUUCAUAAAGAGGUUUGCUUCAGAUCGCAAUAGAAAGUUAAAAGUCUUUAGGCAAGAUGCAAUAGAUGAUCUUAAUGUAGACAUAUCCAGAGACCAAGCUUACAGAGCUAAAAAGCUAGCUUUGAAGAUGCUAGAGGGAGAUCCUGCUGCACAAUUUGGGAAACUAUGGGACUAUGCUGAGGAAAUAAGACGGACUAAUCCCGGAAGUACUGUCAUUAUAGGAUCUGUUGAAGAUGAAAAUGGGCAGUCAAGGUUUGAAAGAUGUUAUAUUUGUCUUGAUGCUGUGAAGAAGGGAUUCAAGAAUGGGUGUAGGCCUAUCAUUGGGAUUGAUGGUUGUCAUUUAAAGGGUCCAGUGCCGGGAAUUAUGCUCACAGCCGUUGGGGUAGACAGAAAUAAUAAUAUUUACCCUCUUGCAUGGGCUGUAGUGAAUCGAGAGUCAAGGGAGCUUUGGGAGUGGUUUUUGGUGGUUCUCAAACAAGAUUUAGAGCUUCAUGUAGAUCGUGAUUACACAUUCAUGUCUGACAAGCAGAAGGGGCUUAUACAAGCAAUGGCUGCAAUCUUUCCAAACUCUGAACAUAGAUUUUGUGUAAGGCAUCUUCACGGCAAUUUUCAGCUGGCAGGAUUCAGAGGACUGAGAUUCAAAACUGCUCUUAUGAAAGCAGCACACGCUUCUACAGUACAAGAGUGGAAGGCUAGGAUGUCGGAGUUAAAACACUUAAAUGAGGCGGCAUGGGCUUGGUUGAAUGCAAAGCCUCCACAUCAAUGGAGUAAGUCUCAUUUCUGUGAGGACUCCAAAUGUGACAUGUUGUUGAACAAUGUCUGUGAGGUGUUCUACUCUACUAUCUUGGAGGCAAGAGAGAUGCCCAUUAUCACUAUGCUAGAAUGGAUUAGGUCUUGGAUCAUGGUGAGAUUUCAGAGACACAGAGAUUUGGCGACCCAUAAGUGGAAGGGUAAAUUAUGCCCUAGAAUAAAAAAAAAAUCCUUGAAAAACAUGCUUCCAAAGCUGGUGAGUGCAUUCCAAUCAAGGGAGAUAAUAGUAAUUAUGAGAUCAGAUGCCAUGAUGGGGGGGCAGUUUGUGGUGGAGUUAGAUGACUGGACAUGUAGCUGUAGAAAUUGGCAGCUAAGUGGCAUACCAUGCAGUCAUGCUAUAUGUGCAAUCAACCAUCAGAAGAAAAAAAAAGAGGAUUAUGUUCAUGACUGCUACACAGUGCACACUUUCAUGAAGACAUAUUCUGAGACAAUAAAGGGAAUAAAUGGUCAGCAACUAUGGGGAGAAACUAUGUAUAUUCCACCAUUGCCUCCUCAUAUGGACAAAGGGAAAGGAAACAAAGCCAGAAGAAAGGGACCAGAUGAGAAAGAAGAUGAGAAAUUGAAGAAGCACACAAAGCUCAAAAGAAAGCAAACAACUGUGAGGUGCAAUGUAUGUGGAUUUGAAGGCCACAAUUGUAGGACAUGUGAUAAGAACAAGGUACCUGAUGGUGAUAUCCCUGAAGAGCAAUCAGUCCAUGCUUCAAUGCUCCCACCUAUCAGUAGUCAACAUCCUAAUGUUCAAUCAAGGCCCGGUCCAUCUAUGUACGAACAACUCAAUCAUAACAAGUUCAAGAGACAAGGUGAACAAAUUGUGGCCAGUGAGAAGAAAUUUGUGCGCCUUGCUGAUCUCAAUUCCAAGAGGUCCAACAAGAUGUGCUGA
Molecule: messenger RNA, 2406 nt
Organism: Salvia miltiorrhiza (redroot sage)
Lineage: Eukaryota; Viridiplantae; Streptophyta; Magnoliopsida; Lamiales; Lamiaceae
Exons: 3
Coding region: 1-2406 (801 amino acids)
Molecular function (GO): zinc ion binding
Source: RefSeq, a predicted model, not a curated record